Annulohypoxylon maeteangense is the source of this 2515-nucleotide messenger RNA. Its product is annotated as kinase-like domain-containing protein. Gene Ontology annotation, cellular component: nucleus; mediator complex. The transcript has 2 exons. The record is from RefSeq and is a predicted model, not a curated record. NCBI's taxonomy places the organism in Eukaryota, Fungi, Ascomycota, Sordariomycetes, Xylariales, Hypoxylaceae. Gene Ontology annotation, molecular function: RNA polymerase II CTD heptapeptide repeat kinase activity; ATP binding; cyclin-dependent protein serine/threonine kinase activity. Gene Ontology annotation, biological process: protein phosphorylation. The coding region runs from base 721 to 2106 and encodes 461 amino acids.
AACCUUUCCAUUUUGCUUUCCAUCAUAUAUUACAACUCACUCUUACUCUCUCAUUUACGCUAUGUAAUAUUACCCGCCAUUUAUCCGAUUACCCAUCGAGCUACAUUCUUAAUCACUCAUAUUAUUUCUAAUUGUCCCCUGUAAAAAAUCACAAAUAGCAAAUAACAACAUCGAAACUGGACACUAACAUAAUCGGCCUUCCGACGGGAACAGACACACACCACCACCUCCCGUCAUCUCCGUCAUCUCCGUCAUUAGGUAUCCAGUAAGAUCCAUAUCAUCUACCCGAGACGUCCCGCCCCCCCUUUUUCUAGAUUUUAGAAAGGUUUCAUUAGCCAAUACGGAUACAUCAAAAUCUCACCGUCCAACGACCUAAUACCGAUACAUCAUUCUCGGCGCACAGCACGAAAAAAAGAAAAAAAGAACGCAUAGGCGCAUGGGAGAUCCCGCCGGCUGAGAAGAGGAGUUGAAGCGAGAGGACUAGAUCGUAAGAGAGCGUAAGAAAAGUGAGAGAUAGUAAGAGACUUGUCUCAUCUCACUCUGACGCUGCCGGCCGGCAGUGAACCCGCAACCCGCCGCGGGCGCGCGCCUGAUCUUUUUUUUCAUUCAAUCUGAAAUCUGGAUCUGGUACUGCGUCUGGAUCUGGGAUUGAUCUGAGCUGACCGGCUGCCCCAACUCGACACGAGCACGAGCACGAGCACAGCAGCGUCUAAUAAAACGAUGAGUCUCAGUAAUCCUGCUUCGGCCGCGUCGGGACCAGCUUCGGCCACCGCAAGAAACCAAACAACCCUGAAGAGGAGCGUACAAGCCGCCUUUGAAGAUCCUACUGAUAGAGGUGGAAGCGUAGGUUACCAGUCCAAGGUUAGGGUCGUCGACAAGUAUAAAGUCAUCGGUUUUAUUAGCAGCGGGACGUAUGGCCGAGUAUACAAGGCCUUGGGUCGGCAUGGCCAACCGGGUGAAUUUGCUAUCAAGAAGUUCAAGCCCGAUAAGGAAGGGGAACAAAUACAGUACUCUGGUAUAUCACAGUCAGCGGUGCGCGAGAUGGCUCUAUGCUCGGAGUUGAAGCAUGACAACGUUAUCCGCCUUAUCGAGAUUAUCUUGGAAGACAAAUGCAUCUAUAUGGUGUUCGAGUAUGCCGAACACGACCUCUUGCAGAUCAUUCACCAUCACACCCAGCAACCACGCCAUAGCAUACCACCUUCCACUGUCAAAAGUAUCAUGUUCCAGCUGCUAAAUGGAUGUCAGUACCUUCACAGCAACUGGGUUCUACACCGCGACCUCAAACCCGCCAACAUCAUGGUCACAUCGAGCGGACAGGUCAAGAUCGGUGACUUAGGGCUGGCCCGCCUUUUCUACAAACCCCUGCACUCACUGUGGAGUGGCGAUAAAGUAGUUGUGACGAUAUGGUACCGUGCCCCAGAGCUGCUCCUAGGAAGCCGGCAUUAUACGCCAGCAAUCGACAUGUGGGCCGUAGGUUGCAUAUUCGCCGAAUUGUUAUCCCUUAGGCCUAUCUUCAAAGGAGAAGAGGCUAAGAUGGAUAAGAAGACAGUGCCUUUCCAGCGUAACCAGAUGCAAAAGAUCGUUGACAUCAUGGGUCUUCCUACCAAGGAGCGCUGGCCCCACCUACCUAGCAUGCCCGAGUAUAACAACCUAAGCGUAUUACAACCGCCCAUGCUACACCCGGGCCAUCAUCACGGACACCAUCACCAUCAUCACUCCAAGUCCGCUGGCUCGACCAGCCACCUCGAGAAAUGGUACUACACCACCAUCGGCGCGCACUCGUCAACCUCGUCCCCGAAUUCCAACGCUACCCUCGCGGCUCUCGGCGCCGAAGGCUAUAAGCUACUUGCUGGCCUUCUCGAAUACGACCCCGAGCGUCGUCUCACAGCCGCCCAAGCCCUACAGCACCCCUUCUUCCAGGUUGGCAGCACAGGUGGCAUAGGCGUCAGCGCAGGCUGCUUUGAGGGCUUGAAGGUCGCAUAUCCCCAGCGCCGUGUCAGUCAAGACGAUAACGAUAUACGUACCGCGAGCCUGCCUGGGACAAAGAGGUCUGGGUUGCCGGAUGAUAGCGUUGUUAGGCCUGUUAAGAGGAUUAAGGAAGGCUAGGAGUCUUGACUUGCUGCUAAGGAGCUGCUAAGGAAAAUAUAUCUAUGGGUGGCCUAGAAUUAGGUUCUAGUGUAGGCAGAUUAUAUGGGUGGUUUGAUUUCAUGCGAAGGAGUUUGGGUUUGACUUGGGGUAUGGGGGCGUGAUUGAUAUUGUUAUUUCAAGGAAUAGGCAUGGAGUAAGGCGAUAUGGUCUAGCAUGGUAAAGCAUGACGUUGUGUAGGUAGUAUUGAUAUUGAUGUUAACAUCAACAUGGUCCUCAAGGUUACCAUGCGUCCAAGCUUACCGCCGUUCAGAAAAUCAUUAGCUUUGCAAAAUUCGAAACCCAUGAAUACUUAGGUAGGUAGGUAGCAGGUAUCAAACUGCCUGACUAGCUCACACACCCUUCAAACUAGCCAGGCCGUCAAUAUUAC